AUGGCAAGCCCUGAAAGUGGCGACAUGGCACAGUUCGGCGAAAUCGACAAGUCCCGCGACCGCUACCCUUGCUGCAUAGUCUGGACCCCAAUCCCGUUCCUGACCUGGCUUUUCCCCAUUAUUGGGCACAUGGGGAUAGCCCUGUCCUCGGGGGUUAUCCGGGAUUUUGCCGGCCCUUACUACGUUUCCGAAGACGACAUGGCCUUCGGCCGCCCUACUAAGUACUGGCAGCUGAAACCGUCACUGGCACACGGGGGAAUUUCCGGCUGGGACCGUGCAGUUACUGAAGCUUCAGAAAUUUAUAGCGGACGUAUGCACAAUUUAUGCUGCGAUAAUUGUCACUCUCACGUUGCCACCGCGCUUAAUCUGAUGCAAUAUGAUGAUUCGAAAAGUUGGAAUAUGGUGAAAUUGGCAUUUUUUAUGUUGUUGUACUCAAAGUAUGUUAGUUUUGCUGGGUUUGUUAAGACAUGGCUGCCGUUUUUGAUUCUGGUUACUUUAAUAGUGUGUGCGUGCGUUUUUACAAAAUAA
This is a messenger RNA of Tribolium castaneum (red flour beetle), 528 nucleotides long. RefSeq lists its product as uncharacterized. Lineage: Eukaryota; Metazoa; Arthropoda; Insecta; Coleoptera; Tenebrionidae. Bases 1 to 528 code for a protein of 175 amino acids. The record is from RefSeq and is a predicted model, not a curated record. The transcript has a single exon.